This is a messenger RNA of Nothoprocta perdicaria, 2648 nucleotides long. RefSeq names its product HBS1 like translational GTPase (gene HBS1L). The coding region runs from base 10 to 2061 and encodes 683 amino acids. The record is from RefSeq and is a predicted model, not a curated record. NCBI's taxonomy places the organism in Eukaryota, Metazoa, Chordata, Aves, Tinamiformes, Tinamidae. Gene Ontology annotation, biological process: translation. Gene Ontology annotation, molecular function: GTP binding; GTPase activity. The transcript has 18 exons.
GCCGCCAUCAUGUCCCGGCACCGGAACGUCCGAGGCUACAACUACGACGAAGAUUUUGAAGAUGAUGACGUAUAUGGCCAAUCAGUAGAAGAUGACUAUUGCAUUUCUCCUUCAACAGCAGCUCAAUUUAUCUACUCAAGGCGAGACAAACCAGCCUCAUUUGCUGAGCCGUUAGAAGAGGAAUAUGGCUAUGAAGGUGCAGAAGAUGCUGCUGAUUACUUUACCAUCAAUCACAAGUUGUCUGGAGUUGAUAGAGCCCGUCUUAAUUCAUGCCUUGAUCAAAUGAGAGAAGUUUUGGGAGAAUCUGUACCAGAGCAAACAAUGGUGCAAGCAGUAUUGGACAGUAAAUUUGAUGUACAGAAGGCUUUGGAUCUUGUGCUUUCACAAGACACUAAGCAAAAUACGAAGACGAAGAGUGAGGACCCUGUGAUUAUAGGAAAGAUGACAAAAGGAAAAUCAAAGGAUUCCCAGUCAGCCAGAAUGGAAUCUGAAAUUGUGCCAAAAGUUACCAAAAUGACAGUGUCUGGAAAGAAACAAUCUAUGGGAUUUGAAGUUCCAUGUGCUGUUGCUGAAGAAAAUGGCCAUGUUAAUGCACCUCAGAAAGGACUGUUAAGUGAAGAUGCUGGGGCACCUGAGGCAGUCUCAAAAUCCACUCUUUCACCUCAGAUAGUGCAGGCUUCAGAAGAGCAGAAUAUGGUGCCUACUCCAGUGAAAAAGUCAAGCAAGACAAAACCACAAAUAGAUGUGAAAGCGGAGCUGGAGAAAAGACAAGGCGGAAAACAACUGCUUAAUUUGGUGGUAAUAGGACAUGUUGAUGCAGGUAAAAGUACUUUAAUGGGUCAUCUGCUCUACCUUUUGGGAAAUGUGAACAAAAGAACUAUGCACAAGUAUGAGCAGGAAUCCAAGAAGGCUGGUAAAGCUUCGUUUGCCUAUGCAUGGGUCUUGGAUGAAACUGGAGAAGAGAGAGAAAGGGGAGUAACAAUGGAUGUGGGWAUGACCAAAUUUGAGACAAAGACUAAAGUAAUUACGCUGAUGGAUGCUCCGGGCCAUAAAGACUUCAUUCCGAAUAUGAUCACAGGAGCYGCGCAGGCCGAUGUGGCGAUUCUGGUGGUGGAUGCCAGCAGGGGAGAGUUUGAGGCGGGAUUUGAGACUGGCGGCCAAACCCGAGAGCAUGGAUUGUUGGUGCGUUCCCUUGGAGUGACACAGCUAGCCGUUGCAGUCAAUAAAAUGGACCAGGUCAAUUGGCAACAGGAAAGAUUUCAGGAAAUUACCAGUAAGCUUGGCCAGUUUCUUAGGCAAGCUGGCUUUAAGGAGUCUGAUGUGGCUUAUAUCCCAACAAGUGGUCUUGGUGGAGAAAAUUUAGUUACAAGGGGACAGUCAAAUGAGCUCACAAAGUGGUAUAAAGGAAAAUGUUUGUUAGAGCAAAUUGAUGCUUUCAAGCCACCUCAAAGAUCAGUGGAUAAACCAUUUAGGUUGUGUGUCGCCGAUGUUUUUAAAGAUCAAGGAUCGGGAUUUUGUGUGACUGGUAAAAUAGAAGCAGGCUAUAUUCAGGUUGGAGAACGACUUCUGGCGAUGCCUCCCAAUGAAACUUGCACUGCAAAGGGAAUUACACUGCACGAUGAACCAGUUGAUUGGGCUGCAGCAGGAGAUCACGUUAGUCUCACUUUGACCGGCAUGGAUAUCAUCAAAAUCAAUGUGGGCUGUGUAUUUUGUGAUCCAAAGGAACCAAUUAAAGCUUGUACCCGUUUCAGAGCUCGGAUUCUCAUCUUUAAUAUUGAAGUUCCAAUCACUAAAGGAUUUCCUGUGCUCUUACACUAUCAAACUGUAAGUGAACCUGCUACUAUUAGAAGAUUGUUGAGCGUCCUGCACAAAAGCACUGGUGAAGUGACAAAGAAAAAACCUAAGUUACUGACUAAAGGACAGAAUGCUUUAGUAGAACUACAGACUCAAAGACCUGUAGCUCUAGAAUUGUAUAAGGAUUUUAAAGAGCUGGGGAGGUUUAUGUUACGCUACGGUGGUUCCACUAUUGCUGCAGGAGUUAUCACAGAGAUUAAAGAAUGACAGCAGUUCCAGAACUUCCACAAUGCAACCAAAACACAAUCAGAUAUCUACACUUUUAAGAACCCAGUUACUUCAGUUGAAGGAACAAGUGCRGCUAACUGAGGGCAAAAUACGAUGACGAAAGUCGUAUCAUACGAGACUUCUGGGGAGCCCUUCAUCAGUGUCUCUCACUGCAGAGCAAGAUGCCAACUGACAAGGAGUUGUUAAUUUUGCACUUUCUCAUCUCAAGAGUCCAUGUAUUUCUCCACGUGGAAUUACCCCUUAAAGAGCUUGAUGGAAACAUGCUUAGAAAGUUCAAUUAGAGAAUAAGAUGAUGAAUUAUCAUGAAACAAACUUCUUCCAGCCAUAAAUUGUUUACRUAUUUUCUUUGAUUUGCUUUUUUUGCUGCACAUUAAUUCAGUAAAGUAACUUAAUUGGUCUAAUAUAUYUUGAGGUUUGAGUUGAAUGCAUAUUCAGGGAAGAAAGAACUAUACAGUUACAGAAAAUGACGUGUAGUAUUAUCCUAGGAUUGUUUUUUUUCUAUCCCCAAAUUUAUUUAAAAGAUUCUUUUGCAGUGUAGUGGAAGCUGUGCCAACAUUGGCUAAUUU